Messenger RNA from Staurois parvus, 351 nucleotides. Lineage: Eukaryota; Metazoa; Chordata; Amphibia; Anura; Ranidae. The record is from the annotation of a GenBank genome assembly.
GUACACUGGGUUCCGGGUCUUUUCCUUUACAUGAUUGGUCCAGCCUGGAGGGGGCAUGCUGUCCUCCCAGGCAACUGCUGCUAUGUGGACUCAGGUGGGCGACCUCAGGGCCUGCGUGCUGAGACCUGGAUACUGCUAAAGAUGACUGAGGGGCCAUCUACUGAUGGUCUGGUCUGGUAUCAUGGAGGAAGGCAACCAGCUGUUCUUGGCCUUCUCCCCACAGCUUGGAAGGAUAUGACUGUACCUCAGCACAGUGUGCAUUGUUUUUGUGAGUAUCCCCUCUCUGGAUACUACAUUCCCCGGAUGAAGCCACGAAUCCCCGUGGAGAUACGCGUUGGGGAGGGGCAGUGA